This is a messenger RNA of Pectinophora gossypiella (pink bollworm), 1057 nucleotides long. RefSeq lists its product as uncharacterized. Bases 154 to 936 code for a protein of 260 amino acids. The transcript has 5 exons. The record is from RefSeq and is a predicted model, not a curated record. Lineage: Eukaryota; Metazoa; Arthropoda; Insecta; Lepidoptera; Gelechiidae.
GCGCUAUCGAGCGGCAACACUAAUCUAGACUGUCAGUCAAAUCUGUGAGUUAAUCGAAUUUAUUGCCGAAAUUCUGGAGUCAAAAGUAACUUUUAGUGAAACAAAUUAAACCAAUGCGUGGUGUUGAUUGAACUGUACUUUCUAAUUUAUAAUAUGGAACGAAAAACUGAUAAAAUACCGCCAUCGGCUUCAUCUUUAUAUGUGAAACUGUACUGCAAAAAAAAAGGUUCGAGUGCUACAAAGUACCGCAAUAUCUUAAUUGAAGCAACAAAAUCCUGGGUUUCAUUAACUGAUCCAGAAAAACAACAGUUUUACGAUAAACUUAAUCAUUGCAAAACACAAUAUAGAAAGCAAUUUGCAGAAUAUUUAAAACAUGCAAAGCCAUAUUUGAAAAAAAAACAGUGUAAAAGAACUUCCUCUAACCAGAGCAAAGAGCACCAAGAUAUAUCAAAUCUAAAUAUUGAUGAGAGUCAGGCCCAACAAAACAUCACAAUUGAAACUGAUGCAACAAUAAUUUUAAAUAGAUCUGGAACUAAGACAGCAAUAGAAUUAUUUAAUAAUAAUUGGGAAGAACAAAUAGAAGAAUCUCAAAAUGAAAAACAAGAUAAUAAACCUCAAAAUGACAGAAAUCUUGAUGAUAAUUUCCCCCAAAAUGAGGAUAGUAUGGCUCAUGCUCAUGAACUUUCUGGAUCAGAGCAGCUACCAGAGCCUACUCCACCUAACGUAAAGACAGCUGAAGAACUCUUUAAAAUUGUUCAAGCUAUGGAAGGGCAACAUGAUAGAACUUGGAAAUCACUAACAAAACCAGAAAAAGCCAGAUACCAAAAAGCUCUCCUGAAAUUAAAGAAAACUUACAUUGUGAAAUACAAGGAAUAUUUAGAAAAUUUAUCACCUCAAGCAUUAUUUGAUCAUUACAAUAAACAAAUUGUUGACUAAUUGUGAUGCUUUUUUGUUUCUAUAGUGGUUUGUUGUAAUGUUUGAGCAAUGUAUUUGGAUUCAUACCAGUUAGGCAAUUACUUGAAAAAUAUAUUAAUAAAACAUAUUGAAAACUUUGUAA